This is a messenger RNA of Sphaeramia orbicularis (orbiculate cardinalfish), 1752 nucleotides long. RefSeq names its product semaphorin-6D-like. Lineage: Eukaryota; Metazoa; Chordata; Actinopteri; Kurtiformes; Apogonidae. Gene Ontology annotation, biological process: axon guidance; semaphorin-plexin signaling pathway; neural crest cell migration. The record is from RefSeq and is a predicted model, not a curated record. Gene Ontology annotation, molecular function: semaphorin receptor binding; chemorepellent activity. Gene Ontology annotation, cellular component: plasma membrane.
AUGAGUUCAGACUUAAGAUCAGAGUCCUACCAGUACCCGGGCUUCCAGGGCUUACUCCAGGACAACGACACCCUCAGACUGGGCCUGGACUUCCAGAGGAUGUUACGAAUCAACCACAUGCUGUACAUCGCCGCCAGGGAUCACGUUUUCGCUGUGAAUCUGACGACGGCUGUGGACGACUUCGUGCCUCGGCUGAACCUGACGUGGAGAUCCAAGGACGUCAGUAAAUGUACGGUUCGAGGCAAGAACAGCGACGAGUGCUACAACUACGUCAAAGUGUUGGUUCCUCGAAACGACGAAACGUUGUUUGCUUGCGGAACGAACGCCUUCAACCCGACCUGCAGAAACUACAAGAUGACCACGCUGGAGGUCGGGGAGGAGGUGGUGGGUCAGGCCCGGUGUCCCUUUGAGUCCGGUCAGUCCAACGUUGGCCUGUUUGCCGGAGGAGACUUCUACUCCGCCACCAUGACCGACUUCUUGGCCAGCGACGCCGUCAUCUACAGGAGUCUGGGCGAAGGUCGGCCCGUUCUGAGGACCGUCAAAUACGACUCCAAGUGGCUCCGAGAACCUCACUUCCUUCACGCCAUCGAUUAUGGAAACUACGUCUACUUCUUCCUCAGUGAGAUCGCGGUGGAGUACACGGCUCUGGGAAAGGUGGUGUUUUCUCGAGUGGCUCGGGUCUGUAAGAACGAUAACGGCGGUUCUCCUCGAGUCCUGGACAGAUACUGGACCUCCUUCCUAAAGGCUCGGUUAAACUGUUCAGUUCCUGGAGACUCCUUCUUCUACUUUGACGUCCUCCAGUCUCUCACUAACGUCCUGCAGAUCAACCAGAGGCCGGCGGUGGUGGGCGUGUUCACCACACAGGCCAACAGUAUUCCCGGGUCGGCCGUUUGUGCGUUUUACAUGGACGACAUCGAAAAAGUCUUUAACGGGAAGUUUAAGGAGCAGCGGACCAGCGACUCGUCCUGGACUCCGGUUCCAGACGAGCAGGUUCCCAGACCCAGACCCGGCACGUGCGCAGGCGACGGUCCGGCUGCAGACUACAAGUCCUCGGUCCAGUUUCCAGACGAGAUGCUGACGUUCAUUAAGUCGUACCCGCUGAUGGACGAGGCCGUUCAGUCGGUUAACGACCGGCCCUGUUUCACCAGGACGUCCAGCAGGUCCAAGUUGACCCAGAUCGUGGUGGACGUCUCGGCCGGUCCCUACAAAGACCGGACUGUGAUGUUCCUGGGCUCGGAUGACGGCAGAGUCCUGAAGGUUUUGGCGAACACGCAUCCCAACGACAGCUUCGGAACCAAACUGCUGGAGGAGAUCGACGUCUACAACCCGUCCAAGUGUAACGUUCAGGGUCAGGAGGACAGGAGGGUUCUGGGCCUGGAGCUGGAUAAAGACCAUCACGCUUUGUUCGUGGCCUUCAGCAGCUGUGUGAUCCGAGUGCCGCUGAGCCGCUGCGCCCAACACGGAGCCUGUAAAAAGGCUUGCCUGUCCUCUCGUGACCCAUACUGCAUCUGGCUUCGGACCGGGACUUGUGCCAACAUGGCGCCAGGUUUCAAGGCCGGGUUUGAGCAGGAUAUCGAGGGCGACCACUCGUCUCAGGCCGACAGCUGCCACGCUGACGUCAUGGCAACAACACGGAACCAUGAGUCUGCAGCCGACUCCGCCUACGGUAAGAAACACAUUUCUGAUUUAAAGAAUGUGUCGCAGCCUAUUUUCAAGCGUUUCCAGUUGUUUUGCUUCUCUGUUGGGAUUUAA